GGAGUGCGGAGGAGGUGCCGCUCCCCGACUUCGUGGCCCACGAAGGGGUGGAGGUCAGGGGCGGGCUCCCCACCGCCGGCGCUGCUCGCCCUGACGGCUCAGCCCCGCUACCAGGAGAGCCAUCGCCAUGGAGACCCCCGAGGCUAUAAAGCCAGGUACCCCCGGCGAGCGGCGGCUCCCGCGCCUCUGAGCCCCCCGAGGAAGGAGCAAGCGCCCUGGCGUGGCCCGGCCCCCGCUCGAGGGGAGGAGGCGGAGGAGCUUGACGAGCGGCGCUCCCCGCCGGGGCUGGAGGCAGGCGCGCACGGCGGGCGCCACCGUCUCAGCAGGGGUGCGGGUGAGGGGCCCGGCUCCGAGCCAUGCGGGACUGACAGGCGCCAGACGUGGGGGAAAGCGGCGGGACCACCAGCAGGUGGGGGGCUCCCCCCACCCAGCUUCGGCUUCCGUCGUCUCCGGGGCGCGCCGGGCGCCGGGCUCCAGGCGGACACCACCUCCAGGCGGGCAGCCCGAGGAAGGAGCGGCGAGCCAGCGGGCUCGCGGCCCAGGAGCGGCGGGGCAGCUGGAGCCGCACGGGUACGAGAGUGGGCAGCACGGGACCCUGGGCCGCUGCCGCCCACGUGCCGAGGGCGCCGCACCUGAGCACCCGCGGCGGCCGGAGCCCGGAGGGGUGCGGGAACAGGGGCGCCCCCGUGCGGAGCUGCCGGGCCGCCUGGGCGCGGCGGCCGGGGCCAUGCUCAAGCCCAAGGACCUCUGCCCCCGCGCGGGGACGCGCACCUUCCUGGAGGCCAUGCAGGCGGGCAAAGUGCACUUGGCCCGCUUCGUGCUGGACGCGCUGGACCGCAGCAUCAUCGACUGCCGCGCCGAGCAGGGCCGCACGCCGCUCAUGGUGGCCGUGGGGCUGCCGGACCCCGCGCUGCGCGCGCGCUUCGUGCGGCUCCUGCUGGAACAGGGCGCGGCCGUGAACCUGCGGGACGAGCGCGGCCGCACGGCGCUCAGCCUGGCGUGCGAGCGCGGCCACCUGGACGCCGUGCAGCUCCUGGUGCAGUUCAGCGGCGACCCCGAAGCGGCCGACUCGGCGGGCAACAGCCCGGUGAUGUGGGCGGCGGCGUGCGGCCACGGGGCGGUCCUCGAGUUCCUGGUGCGCUCUUUCCGCCGCCUCGGGCUGCGCCUCGACCGCACCAACCGCGCGGGCCUCACGGCGCUGCAGCUGGCCGCCUCCCGCGGCCACGGGACCUGCGUGCAGGCGCUCACCGGGCCCUGGGGCCGCGCAGCUGCGGCGGCCGCGGCCCGGGGCUCCAACUCCGACAGCCCCCCCGGCCGCCCAGCGCCCGCGCCCAGCCCCGAGCGCCGACGACCCAGUCCCCGCCGCCUGCCGCGACCUCUCCUGGCGCGCUUCGCGCGAGCGGCCGGCGGCCACGGCCACGGCCACGGCGGCGACGCCGGCUCGGGGGCCAAGAGCUCCGGACGACACCGGGCGCAGGGCGGCGAGCGCCCCGAGCUGGGCCGGAGCAUGAGCCUGGCGCUGGGCGCCGUGACCGAGGAGGAGGCGGCCCGACUGCGCGCGGGAGCCCUGCUGGCCCGACCCAACUCGCCCCAGUCGGGCUCCGGGAGGUGGCGUUCGCACGAGGUGCUAGAGGGAGCGCCCCCAACCUUAGUGCAAGCCCCCAUCGGCCUUAGCCCCCACCCCGAGGGCGGCUCCGGCUGCGGCCGCUUGGGUUUGCGCCGACGUUCCACCGCCCCAGACAUCCCCAGCCUGGUGGGCGAUGCGUCCGGCUCGGAGGGCGGCCCCGAGGCGGAGGCCAACGCUCUCCCCGAGCCGGCGGCGUCCGAGCAGGAGGGCACGGAGGCCGUCGUGCCGCACGCCCAGCGGUAAAUGGCGUGGACACCCGGCGCUGCCCCCUUCACCCUCCAGCCGCUGCCCCACUGGGCAUUCUCUUCCAGGCCCCUCACUCUUCUGGCAGUUCCCCACCAGUCAGCCCAGAACCUGCCCACUGCCAAGGCAGGCGGCCUUCUCUCUGAAAGGGAGCCCUGUCAGAUCUUUUUGUGUUUGUGUGUGCUUGUCGUGUCCCCUGCUAUCUCUGCCUUUCCUCUCCCGGGAGGCGAGGACUAGAACGCUGGUUCCAUAGGCUACAGCUUUU
Sorex fumeus (smoky shrew) is the source of this 2135-nucleotide messenger RNA. RefSeq names its product ankyrin repeat domain 63 (gene ANKRD63). Gene Ontology annotation, molecular function: protein binding. The transcript has a single exon. The record is from RefSeq and is a predicted model, not a curated record. Lineage: Eukaryota; Metazoa; Chordata; Mammalia; Eulipotyphla; Soricidae. Bases 728 to 1870 code for a protein of 380 amino acids.